AUGAAUAAUAACAAUAGUUUCCCUGCAAAUCUUCCAAUUCUUGAUGGCACGAAUUGGGACCAAUGGUGUGUGAAGAUGAAUGUAAUCUUCAGCUAUCAAGAUGUUGAAGAUCUCAUCACCACUGGUUAUGAGCCCCUUGCAGUCAAUGCAACACAGGAUCAGCAAACUGCUUUCAAAGAAGUCAAGAAGAAAGACAGUAAUGCCUUGUUCUUGAUCCAUCAAUGCGUGGAUUCAUCAAAUUUUGAGAAGAUUGCUGGAGCAAAAACUGCAAAAGCUGCUUGGGAUAUACUCAGUAAUGCUCAUGGUGGAGGAGAUAAAGUCAAGAAGGUGAAACUUCAAUCUCUUCGAAGGCAAUAUGAAUUGCUGGGUAUGUUGGAUAAAGAAUUCAUUGGUGAGUAUUUUACAAGAUUGCAAACUCUGGUCAAUUCAAUGAAAAACUAUGGUGAAGUAAUCUCUGAUGUACAAAUCAUUGAAAAAGUGCUUAGAACCUUGAACCCUGAAUAUGAUCACAUAGUGGUAGCAAUUGAGGAAUCAAAAGAUCUAUCUACAAUGUCAGUAAAUGAGUUACAAAGUUCACUUGAGGCACAUGAACAGAGGUUGCAAGAAAGGAAAGAAAAGAAAGACAACAAAGCUACUCAAGAUCAGGCUUUGUAUGCAAAAAAUGGAGGUCAAUGGAAUAAGAAUGGAAAGGGAAAGAAUAAAUGGAAUAAGCAUAAGGGAAAGGCUGAGUUCAGUAAUGAUCACAAUGGUGAUCAAGAUCAACCUGAAUCUUCAAAGAAAGACAGUUUCAUCAAGGGCAAGAAUGGUGGAAAGAAGAGUGACAAAAGCAAGAUUGAAUGCUACAACUGUGAAAAGUGGGGUCACUAUGCUUCUGAGUGUAGAAGCAAGGGAAAGAAGAAGCAAGAGAAUGAGGCAAAUCAUGCAAGACACAAUGAUUCAGACUCAGGUGGUGUUUUGAUGAUGGUGACUUCAAACUCAGAAAAUGAUACCUCAAAGCUAUGGUAUCUUGACACUGGAUGCUCAAAUCACAUGACAGGUCAUAGAGAUUGGUUAUUGGAAUUUGAUGAAAAUUUCAAAAGCAAAGUGAAGUUUGCAGAUGACAGCACUAUAUCAGUAGAAGGCAAAGGCAAAGUGAUGGUUCAAAGGAAGAAUGGUAAUCACACUUUUGUCACUGAUGUGCUGUAUGUACCAUCUACGAAGCACAACCUGUUGAGUCUUGGACAGUUACUUGAGAAAGGGUUCAAUUACUCCACAAAAGAUCAUAGCAUUGAAGUAUUUGACCCUAAGAACAAGUUGAUUCUGAAAGCUCCAUUGUCAAAGAAUAGAACAUUCAAAGUAAAUCUUCAAGCUUCUGCAUUUUAG
Molecule: messenger RNA, 1362 nt
Organism: Trifolium pratense (red clover)
Lineage: Eukaryota; Viridiplantae; Streptophyta; Magnoliopsida; Fabales; Fabaceae
Exons: 1
Coding region: 1-1362 (453 amino acids)
Molecular function (GO): zinc ion binding; nucleic acid binding
Source: RefSeq, a predicted model, not a curated record